GCCCCAUGAAGCCCCGCGAACGUCGCGCUUCCUUCAAGAUGGCGACCAUUAAACAAGAGUUGCCCCCGAAAGGCGGGUAUGCUCCCCUUGGUUUCACGAAGAACCUUCCCAAAAGAGGAGUAUCUGGGUGGCUAACUAUUCUUGGAGGUGCUGCUGUAAUGACUGGAGGUUUUGCCAUGGUAAUCCGCGGCAAUAGACAAAGAUGUGAACUAAGGAAGGAGCAACUCCAAGCAAGAAUUGCCCUCUUGCCCCUCUUACAAGCAGAAAGUGAUAGAAGGGUACUGAGAGGUCUGAAAGAAAAUGAAGAAUUAGAAGCUUUGAUCAUGAAAGAUGUGAAAGGGUGGAAUGUUGGAGAAAGUGUGUAUCACACUAAUAAAUGGGUUACACCAAUGCCAGAGCAGGUCCUUUAACCGUGAAUAUGUCAAUCACAAUGUCAGUUUGGUGUUUUGUAUAUUUUAUUGUUAACAGUGUUAUAAUGAUUGUAAUUAUGAGAUAAAUUGAUUUAACUCUG
Nematostella vectensis (starlet sea anemone) is the source of this 511-nucleotide messenger RNA. RefSeq names its product NADH dehydrogenase [ubiquinone] 1 alpha subcomplex subunit 13. The record is from RefSeq and is a predicted model, not a curated record. Lineage: Eukaryota; Metazoa; Cnidaria; Anthozoa; Actiniaria; Edwardsiidae. The transcript is spliced from 3 exons. The coding region runs from base 6 to 410 and encodes 134 amino acids.